GUCGGCUAACAAUUCUGGACCCUUCAAAGCUUUACGAUUGGGCCUGAGGAAGCAUGUUUUCAGUGGGACCGCAAUGGGAUGUCAGCCGAAGUCCGACUCGAUUGCUCUCUCUGCAGUCCCUGUGAUCGAAAAUCAGAUAAUCAGAUAAUCCUCUGCUCCCCCCUUGAAGGAACGAUGGCAGUGUUCACGCUUGUCACAUCCUACACAGUCCUUGCCGAGCUCUGUCCUUGCUCUCCCACCUCAUUCAGUGCUUCUGGCCCUCCUUGACGGCCUGGAGGUGAUUCUUCACCAUGAUUUGGUUCACUUGGCUGGCUUUGACGCUCGCGGUCUCUCCAUGUCUCGCCAAAACGGUCGAAUACUGGUUCAAUGUGACCUGGGUGAUGGCAAACCCUGAUGGUUUGUACGAGCGCAAAGUCAUUGGCAUCAACAAUACAUGGCCUCUUCCCACCAUUGAGGUAGACAAAGGGGACAGGCUUGUAGUCCAUGCGCACAAUGGGCUUGGGGAUAAAGACACCAGCAUCCAUUUCCAUGGGAUGUUUCAAAAUGGCACCACCGACAUGGAUGGCGCAAACAUGUUGUCCCAAUGUCCAAUACCCCCUGGAUCGACGUUCACCUACAACUUCACCAUCAAUCAAAAUGGAACCUAUUGGUAUCAUUGUCACGUCGACUAUUGCUAUCCCGAUGGCUACCGUCAAGCGUUGAUUGUACACGACAAAGACUCAUAUUUCUAUCACAACUACACGGACGAGUUCGUUGUCACGCUCAGUGAUUGGUACCAUGAACUGGUAGAGGACAUCGCGCCCAAUUUUUUGUCUCUGUACAACCCGACUGGGGCCGAGCCGAUACCAGAUUCAUUUCUGUUCAACGACACGCUCAACUCAAGUCUCCCUGUUCAGCCCAACACGACAUACAUGAUCCGGCUGAUCAACAUUGGGGCAUUCGUCGGACAAUAUUUUUAUAUUGAAGAUCACAAACUGCGCAUUGUCGAGGUCGACGGCGUCUAUGUCGAUGCCGCCGAAACGGACACCGUAUUCCUAGCUGUGGCUCAACGGUGCUCCGUCUUGGUGACGACAAAACCCACCACGGAUAAAAAUUAUGCCAUUGUGACCGUGGCGGACCAAACUCUUCUCGACACGGUUCCCUCGCAGUUGAAACUCAACAACACCAAUUGGCUUGAAUACAACAGCUCUGCUUCCCACGAUCAGGCUGUGGUCACUCUAGACGUUACCGACUCUAUACCGGCCUUCGAUGAUAUCGGCCUCGUACCAUACGACCGUCAAGAGCUGUUAGGUGAACCUGAUCAGCGUAUCGAAUUGGCAGUUGUCAUGGCCGAGCUGGGGAAUGGUCUGCCUUAUGCGCUGCUCAAUGAUAUCACUUACACGGCACCAAAAGUGCCGGUGCUGUACUCUGUACUGUCGUCCGGAGACCAAGCCGUCAAUAGCCAAAUCUAUGGUGACACCAACGCAUUCGUGCUCGGUCAUAACGAAGUCAUCGAGGUGGUGUUGAACAACAACGACACCGGAUCCCAUCCUUUCCACCUACACGGUCACAACUUUCAGAUAAUUGACCGAGCUCCUUCAUUUGAGGAGUUUUUCAGCUAUAAACCCUUGGCUAAUCCCAUCCCUUAUGAUCCGAACAACCAUUCCGCCUUCCCUACCUAUCCAGUCCGUCGAGAUACCAUUCUUCUUCCACCGCAUGGGAGUCUUGUCUUCCGUUUCGUCGCCGACAAUCCUGGGGUCUGGAUCUUCCACUGUCACAUCGACUGGCACUUGGCUCAAGGUCUGGCAUCCGUUUUUAUUGAAGCGCCCCGACAGAUCCAAGAGCAGCUCACUGUGCCCGAAGACCACUAUGCCGCUUGCCGAGCUAAAGGAGUCCCCUACACGGGCAAUGCCGCUGGAAACACCGAGGAUUUCUUGGAUCUGUCGGGCGCUCCUUCGCAACCAGGCGUCAUCCCCUAUGGAGGCUUCACGGCCAAGGGUAUUGUGGCCAUGGUGUUCGCCGUCUUGUCCGCAGUACUGGGCAUCGCCUCACUAACGGUUUAUGGCUUGAGUGAUAUCAAAUUUGCGGCCAACAAUAAGCGACAGUUAUACUUGACGACGGAAACGAAAUAUCGCGAUGAUCCCGUACCAGAGAAUGUUAUGGUGCCGCCCAAGGUUAAUUAGGGGCGUUAUCUAGCAAAUUGCAGCAACAAGUCAUGCAUAUACUAUAGUGUUGACUUUAUUAUGGGUAGCAUGGAAUGAAGAAAGACAAUCAUACGGCCACUUUUGAUGAUUGAGCACCGGAUCCACCAUGCUUGGGAAAUGGUAUGGCGAAAUUUCCUACUGCAGAUUCAAGUUGUAUACAUAUAUAUAUACCUACAUCAGAGAUCUAAAUAUUUAUCUGUUGUGAUUCUCCUUCAUUGCCGGUUCAGGCUUCACGGUAAUUCACGUCGCUUAG
Messenger RNA from Exophiala oligosperma, 2436 nucleotides. RefSeq lists its product as uncharacterized. The transcript has a single exon. The record is from RefSeq and is a predicted model, not a curated record. Gene Ontology annotation, biological process: cellular response to iron ion starvation; reductive iron assimilation. NCBI's taxonomy places the organism in Eukaryota, Fungi, Ascomycota, Eurotiomycetes, Chaetothyriales, Herpotrichiellaceae. Gene Ontology annotation, molecular function: ferroxidase activity; copper ion binding. Gene Ontology annotation, cellular component: high-affinity iron permease complex. Bases 291 to 2162 code for a protein of 623 amino acids.